Messenger RNA from Armigeres subalbatus, 1932 nucleotides. RefSeq names its product glutamate receptor ionotropic, kainate glr-3 (gene Ir68a). The annotation marks the transcript as partial. The transcript is spliced from 5 exons. Gene Ontology annotation, molecular function: ligand-gated monoatomic ion channel activity. The record is from RefSeq and is a predicted model, not a curated record. Lineage: Eukaryota; Metazoa; Arthropoda; Insecta; Diptera; Culicidae. Gene Ontology annotation, cellular component: membrane.
CUGCAGACAGAAUCACAAAUCGACCACGUUCUGAUUGAUGUAGUAGACCUGGUGGCCAAAAUGAAAGCUGGCCACUGUUAUGUGUUCAUCACGGACACUAUCUAUCAGAGGGUACUGACAGAUCGACUCUUUCUGGAAAUCCGAAUAAACCCGCGUUACGUAGUCAUAAUACCAGAUGAUGAAGAUACGCUCGACCCAAGUGCACGUGUUCGAUGUAUGCUCGAGGAAGUUCGGAAAAUUGGCUGCGGAGCUUACGUAAUGUUGCUCGCCAAUGGCAUUCAAAUGGAACGACUACUACGGUUUGGGGAUAGAACAAGGAUAAUCAAUACCCGCGCAAAGUUCAUCAUUCUUCACGAUUAUCGCCUGUUCGUGCCUGACCUGCAUUUUCUUUGGAAACGAAUAGUCAAUGUCGUGUUCGUUCGAGAGCUGGUGAUUGACAGGUCGAAAAGCAUGGAAACUAGCCAUCAUUAUGAAUUAAGCACCGUCCCGUUUCCAUUUCCUCUCAGGGGAGUGUUUAUUUCACGACGACUUGAUUUUUGGUAUGAUGGAAAAUUUAGGAAAGGUCGAAAACUGUUCACAGAUAAGACGAGCAACUUGGACGGACAAUCGAUGAAGGUUGUAGUGCUUGCUCAUACGCCUGCAAUAUUCCGAACUACCCACAAUGAAACGGAUCAGCACCUGAAAUACUACGGCUUGGAAAUAGAGUUACUCAAAGCGGUUUCCGACGCAAUGAAGUUCAAAAUGAAUUUUUAUGAAACGGCAGAUGCGGCCAUUGCAAUGUGGGGAACGGUAACGGAUGGCGAGAAUGCCACAGGACUACUUGGCGAAAUGAAUGAAGGACGCGCUGAUUUUGCCUUGGCCGAUCUGCACUACACGCAGUAUCAUUUAGAAAUCAUGGACCUGAGUAUUCCUUACAACACCGAGUGUCUGACGUUUCUAACUCCGGAAGCCCUAACGGACAACUCUUGGACGACAUUGAUUCUGCCGUUCACCGGAGGUAUGUGGGCCGGUGUCCUAGCGUCGCUGUUUUCCAUUGGAUCUGUUUUCUAUGCCCUUUCGAGACUACUCAUGUAUGUGCGCCAUGAGAAGUCCUACCAGACUCUUCCAUGGAAGGAUCCACUGCCACCACGUGACAUAUUUGAUACUUUCUCCGGUUGUAUCAUUUAUACGUACAGCAUGCUGCUGCUAGUUUCGUUGCCUAGACUUCCAAAAGGUUGGCCAUUGCGUCUUCUCACUGGUUGGUAUUGGAUCUAUUGCAUUUUGCUAGUAGUUGCAUAUCGAGCAUCGUUGACUGCCAUUUUAGCUAAUCCUGUAGCUAGAGUUACUAUCGACAAACUAAAGGACCUCGCCGAAAGUCCCAUUCGGUGUGGGGCUUGGGGAGAACAGAACAUACUAUUCUUCCAAACUGCUUCAGACCAAGUAUCGAUGCAAAUUGGAGAGAAGCUUGAACAUACGCCAAUAGUGGAAACUGCAGUAGAACGAGUGGUGCAAGGCCAUUUCGCAUAUUACGACAACGUUUACACUUUGAAACAGCUUCGAGCAACACAGAAAUCAACAAAAGCUCACGAAACAUUGCAUAUCAUGGAGGAAUGUGCCGUCCAUAUGCCGAUAUCGAUUGGGAUGGAGAAGAACUCCCCGCUGAAACCAAAGGUGGACAAGUACGUGCGGGCGCUAGUGGAAGCUGGACUAACCAAAAAAUGGCUCUCGGAUGCCAUAGAGGAAUUCCAAUCCAAUGUAGAGUUACCUCCGCAAGAAGCUACAAUGGAUUUACACAAACUAACGGCUGCUUUCAUAGCACUUGCAAUCGGCUACGGGGUAUCGUUGCUAGCUUUCAGCACAGAAAAACUGUACUGGCGUUGCGUGAUUGAAAAGCAUCCUGCCUAUGAUAAAUAUAUCGUUGGAUCGUACCGUGGACAAGUUGUAAGAGAUUGA